UUCGACGUAUCAUUUGUAUGUCGCACAGUAUCCGUGAGAUAAUUUUCUCUAACGUUCACUUGUUUAGCGUGCGCCACAACGUAAGUACGCUGCAACGAAGAGGAUCAACAACACCGAGAGCGUCGAGAGAGCGUCUGACAAUGGACGUUGACGAGGAUUUUCUAUUGGUUUUAAAAUCAUCAUUUGAUAUGUUGAAAGACUCACGGACAAGAAGCUACGGUGAAAAACUGAGGGAAAGAAGCAGAGCGUUCGAGCAUCGAGCAUGGGCAGAUUAUUUCGCGAUUUCAUCGACUCACAAGGCUCAAAAACCAACGAAAUUAAAUACGUUGGAGAAAAUCUUGUCAUCCUAUGACAAAGCGGUGCAGUUACAUUGGAUUUAUACUAAAGAAGAGGAAGAAUAUCCUAUACUCCUGUUGAUGUUGCAACAGUUUUUGGGCUCGUGGAAGAAAUUACGUCUAAAGUCUUACUGGACGACUUAUUUAUAUUAUUAUCUUUAAGAGCCAUGUAUUUCAUGCCAUGUAUAUCGGCAUGUAGAUCAAUCGCUUGCAAGCGAACGUAUGUACACAAAAUUGCGGUAUACAAACAUAAAUUAUUGAAAAAGCGAUUGAAUAGUGUAUCAUUAACGACGGAUGUAGAAUCUAUCGAAUGGGCUGAGGGAUCAGCGCUAUUGUCCCUGUAUUUUGUAGAACUUAAACGUUUUAUCGAGGCUAAAGAUCAUCCUGACCGUCGUCGCUUCAUUUCUGAUUUCAUCUUCAUUUCUGAAAAAGUUUUAUGAGGAUAUAUAAUUCAAAAAUGAACGAGCAAAAGCAUCCGAUUCGGAAAGAAUUGAUGUAUAAAAACUGUCGAAAGAUGUCUGCUUCUGUUGCUAUAUACGCUAGGCAAGAAUGGAAUCCAACUUUUGUAC
Harpegnathos saltator (Jerdon's jumping ant) is the source of this 904-nucleotide messenger RNA. RefSeq lists its product as uncharacterized. Lineage: Eukaryota; Metazoa; Arthropoda; Insecta; Hymenoptera; Formicidae. Bases 18 to 497 code for a protein of 159 amino acids. The record is from RefSeq and is a predicted model, not a curated record. The transcript has 2 exons.